Messenger RNA from Penicillium macrosclerotiorum, 963 nucleotides. RefSeq names its product dihydrodipicolinate synthase family protein. The transcript has 2 exons. Lineage: Eukaryota; Fungi; Ascomycota; Eurotiomycetes; Eurotiales; Aspergillaceae. Gene Ontology annotation, molecular function: 4-hydroxy-tetrahydrodipicolinate synthase activity. Bases 1 to 963 code for a protein of 320 amino acids. The record is from RefSeq and is a predicted model, not a curated record.
AUGGGUUCUAAUCAGCAGCCAUACCCCCGGGGCAUUCAUGUUCCUUGCUUGACAUGGUUUAAGGCAGACACCGCGCAAUCAAUCGAUUGGGAACUGCAAGAGCGACAUCUCGAAUUUCUCGUUAGUAGCGGGCUUCAUGGGAUUGUGAUAGCAGGUACCAAUGGUGAAGCUGCCACAUUGAAACCGGAGGAGAAAUCGCACCUAUUGCGCCUGACGCGUUCUACGGCGCAGAAACUGGGUCGAGCCGAUCUACCUGUUACUUGUGGCACUUUUGGAGGAUGCACACAGGCGAUUAUUGACGACACAAAAUUGGUGGCAGAGGCGGGAGCUGAUUAUGCUCUUGUUCUGGUGCCUUCGUACUUCCAUUUCGCAUUAGAUGCGGCUGCAAUUGUUGGAUUCUUCCAGGAAGUUGCAACCGCGUCUCCGAUUCCUAUCAUAAUCUACAACUUUCCUGGAGUGGCCGCAGGAUUGAAUGUCAAUUCAGAAAUGCUUGAGACCCUAGGAGAACAUCCAAACAUUGCCGCUGUGAAGCUUACUUGCGGAGCUAUUGCAUCGGUUGCGCGAACAGCCGCCAAAUUCGGCCGAGCGCUGGAAGGCAGAUCCUCAUUUGUUGCAUUGGCAGGCCAGAGUGACUGGCUAGUGCCUUGUUUGAGUGUUGGAGGUGCAGGAUCAGUUACAGGGUUGGCGAACUUGUAUCCUAAGACCCUCGUCGAGUUGUACAACCUGCACAAUGCCGGAAAGACUGCCGAGGCAGAAAAACUGCAGCUUCAAGUUGCUGUUAGCGAAUGGGGCUUUGCCAAAGGAGGCAUUAAUGGGACGAAAUGGGUUGUCGCGAAAAGUCUCGGGUACGCGGAAGAAAGUUCAUGGUGCCGCCGACCUUAUCCUCCAUUCCUUGAUGACGAGAAGCGGAUAUGGAUCACCAAGCAGGUCAAGUCGAUAGAAAUGAUAGAGAAUAGACUUUAA